AUGAACGGCUACUUUGGCCAGACCGCCUCUUUCCUGACUGCGGCUGCAGGCUACAUGCGCCUGCCAGCUCUGGCUUCAACGGGCAUCGUGGCCAUCUUAACCUCUCUCCUCUACUUCAAGCAAAAAGCACUCAUCUACCCGUCGCAUAUGCCGCCCAACUCGCGAACCGACAUCCCUCGCCCUACGCAGUUCGGAAUCAAGGACUUCGAAGAGCUGGUCAUCCCCACCGACGAUGGCGAGAAGCUGUCGGCUUACUACAUCCGCGGCCCCCGUGGCGGCAAGAACUCGAAUGUCACAAUCCUCAUGUUCCACGGAAAUGCAGGCAAUAUCGGUCACCGCCUCCCCAUCGCACGUGUCUUCAUCAACAUGAUUGGAUGCAACGUCUUCAUGCUCGAGUAUCGAGGCUACGGCGCCUCCACGGGCGAGCCAGACGAGGCCGGCCUGGGAAUCGACGCCCAGACGGGCCUCAACUACCUUCGCGAGCGAGCAGAGACGAGGAAUCACCGGUUUGUCGUCUACGGCCAGAGCCUCGGUGGAGCCGUUGCUAUCAAGCUAGUGGCUAAGAACCAGGACCAGGGCGACAUUGCGGGUCUGGUGCUGGAGAAUACUUUUCUCUCCAUGCGCAAACUGAUUCCUUCCGUUCUCCCUCCUGCAAAAUACUUCACCCUGCUGUGCCACCAAGUAUGGCGCAGCGAAUCUCUCUUGCCGUCCAUUACCAAGGUUCCAAUCUUGUUCCUCAGCGGACUGCAAGAUGAGAUUGUCCCUCCCAGUCAUAUGACCCAACUGUACAAUGUCUCCACCUCCUUCAGCAAGACGUGGAAGGCCUUUCCAGGCGGCGAUCACAACUCGAGCGUGCUGGAGGAGGGAUAUUUCGAGGCCAUUUCGGACUUCAUAGCCGAGACCAUAAACGACGCCCCCUCCAAGGAGAGCAAGGACGAGCGAUAG
Molecule: messenger RNA, 945 nt
Organism: Trichoderma reesei QM6a
Lineage: Eukaryota; Fungi; Ascomycota; Sordariomycetes; Hypocreales; Hypocreaceae
Exons: 4
Coding region: 1-945 (314 amino acids)
Cellular component (GO): membrane
Molecular function (GO): palmitoyl-(protein) hydrolase activity
Source: RefSeq, a predicted model, not a curated record